Molecule: messenger RNA, 1368 nt
Organism: Yamadazyma jaroonii
Lineage: Eukaryota; Fungi; Ascomycota; Pichiomycetes; Serinales; Debaryomycetaceae
Source: the annotation of a GenBank genome assembly
AUGAGUAAGGAAGAAGCUGAAAUGCUAGAUAAAACCGAUUGCAUAAGUGUCCAUUCAGUACAAGAAGAGAAAGAACCACAACCAGAUGAAGGAAUUGCUUGGCUUAUGGCUAUUAUCUGUGCCUUAUCUAUGUUUUCCACUUGGGGAUCGAAUGCUUCCUACGGAGUUUUCUUGAACUAUUAUAUUACCCAUGAUACGUUUGUAAAUGCUACUAUGUAUGAUUAUGCUUUAAUAGGAGGUAUUGUCAUUGGAUUUGCUCAAGGGUUGGCUCCUUUUUCCGCUGUGCUUUAUAAUAUACUUGGUAUUAGAAGUAUGAUUAUUAUGGGCGUUAGCUUACAAACGGUAGGUUACAUUUUAUCAAGUUUUCUGACAAAAUUAUGGCAAUUAUACAUGACACAAGGAGUUUUAAUAGGGAUAUCGUUUAAUUUAGUAUUCAUCCCCCUGACUUUAGUUAUCCCUACAUGGUUCGUUAAGAAAAGAGCCACGGCAUUCGGGAUUCUUGUUAGUGGGGUUGGUUUGGGUGGUGUAGUGUUUUCAUUAUCCUUAAGUAAAAUCAUUGAGAUCAGUAAUUUCCGUUGGGGGUUGAGAUUCAUGGCUUUAGUCACCCUUAUCACUGCAGCUCCUUCUUUGUACUUACGUCCUAGAACUAAAUUGCCUCCUAUCAAAGAUAACCUUAACUGGAAAUUCGUAUCGGAGAAAAUAACUUAUACCUUGAAUCCUAUUAUUUUCCGAUCAAUACCGUUGAUACUCUUAACAAUUUGGUUUUGUCUUGCGGUUAUGGGAUAUGUGGUGAUGUUAUACUCUUUAUCUUCCUAUGCUACAUCCAUUGGUUUGGAUACUCAUCAUGCAACUUAUAUUACGGUGGUAUUGAAUGUGGGGCAAUUCGUUGGUAGACCAACAAUGGGCCAUUUGUGUGAUAAAUAUGGAAGGAGUAAUAUAGCCAUCAUAAUUUGUUUCUUCAACUGUAUAAUCAUCCUUGCUUGGUGGACCAACACUUUUUCAUAUGGAAACUUAAUAGCUUUUGCGUUCGUUAUUGGAUGUACUUUAGGGAUUGGAUCGGCUGCAUGUAAUGCCAUUGCCAGUGACUUGAUUGAGCCGUACAGAGAAAAUUUGCAGCCAGUUUGGACUUAUCUCAAUAUCUUCUGUGGUAUGAGUUGUAUUCCCGCUGAAGUGAUCGGAUUAUCAUUGAAGACCAAGGGGAAGAUGCCUUUCCUCUAUUGUCAGAUAUACUUGGGAGUAAGUUUCUUUGUAUGCGGAGUUAUGAUGAUGGUUAUAAGAUCGAUAUUGGUACGGAAAAAAUUGACAAUUAAAGGUGAGGUCGUUCCCUCAAGCUUCUUCAAGAACAUGUUUUAUAAGAUGAAGACAUAG